Molecule: messenger RNA, 2450 nt
Organism: Dothidotthia symphoricarpi CBS 119687
Lineage: Eukaryota; Fungi; Ascomycota; Dothideomycetes; Pleosporales; Dothidotthiaceae
Product: FAD monooxygenase-like protein
Exons: 2
Coding region: 294-2333 (679 amino acids)
Molecular function (GO): FAD binding
Source: RefSeq, a predicted model, not a curated record
GGGGGUCAGACAGGGUCUAGUGAACUGCGCGGGAGUGCACCUUCUGCCGGUGACCAACGUCUUCGCAGUAAUCCCUAGCUACCCGCGAGUAAUCAGCCCAUUCGCUCCAGAAAAGAAAUAUUUGCCCACGGCAACUGGCGCAUUGGCCUACGCCAUGAUAGUUUUGGAUGAUAUGAAGAUGGGGCAGACGUCAAGCAGAGGAUUGAAUAUUUUCCGUUUCUGCGUCCCGAACCCCCAUUUUCGCACCUUUAGCGGCCAGCGAUCGAUAUCAUAGGAAGCAGCAGGUUUAUAGCAUGGCUCCCUCAAUAUGGAGCCUCAUGAAGCGGUCAACAUCUGCCAGUCCUCCGACGUCGAAGCUGCACAAGAUGGCUCCUGGACUGACGGCUGACUCCGAGUCUCGCACGCACACGUCUGGCAGCAGCACCACGACUACCACGACGACUACCAACACAGAAGCGGCCUCGCAAUUCUCCUAUGUGAAGGACGAGGACUACUCUAGCUUCAUGAGCGAUGUCUUGGUGGUGGGAGCUGGGCCCGCAGGCCUGAUGCUUGCAGACAACCUUGUGCGCUAUGGCAUUAAGACGAGGAUCAUUGACGACCGCUCCGACCGUACCGCCACAGGCCGCGCCGAUGGCAUCCAGCCCAAGACGAUCGAGACGCUGCGCCAGAUGCGCAUCGCAGAGCCGCUGUUGCGCAAGGGCGUCAAGAUCUACGACAUUGCCUUCUGGUCGUCGACGCCGGAUGAGACACUGCACCGCACUGGGCGCGAGAUCCACUACCCGCCCGUGGUAGACCUGCUCGAUCCGUACAUCUUGCUGGUACAUCAGGGCAUGGUCGAGAACAUCUUCGAGGACGACCUCAGAGAGCGAGGCACCGUCGUCUCUCGCAACACCGCCUUUGUUGAUUUCGAGUACACGCCCAUGUCCGUACGCCCCCUUACAGUCAAUUGUUUGCAGAAUGUGAAUCAUACCAAAAAGUCCUUCGCAACACGGUACAUCGUGGGCUGCGACGGUGCUCACUCCAAGGUACGAAAGUGCAUACCUGGCUCGACGCCCGUAGGUUCCUCGUCUGAAGCUGUCUGGGGUGUUCUAGACGGUGUACUUGAUACCGACUUCCCCGACAUCUGGAGCAAGGUGGUCGUGCAGUCGGAGGCGCUGGGAUCAGUGCUGAUGAUUCCUCGUGAAAGGGGCCUCACGCGCUUGUACAUUGAACUCAGACCAGAAUCGACCGAGGCGGUUGGAAGAGAGCAGGCAACACAGGAAUUUGUGCAGAAACGCGCUCAAGCCAUCAUGCAGCCCUACAGACUCGAAUGGAAGUGUGUUGAAUGGUUUGGUCGCUACAAAAUCGGUCAGAGAGUGGCCUCCAAAUUCACCGACAAAGCGCGGAGGGUCUUCAUCGCUGGAGAUGCGAGUCAUACUCACAGUCCCAAAGCAGCCCAAGGAAUGAACUGCUCGAUGCACGAUUCAUGGAAUCUUGCUUGGAAACUCAACUUUCAAGUCCGUGGUCUUGCCAAGCCCAGCCUUCUGGAGAGUUACGAGCAGGAACGCAAGAAAAUUGCACAAGACCUUAUUGACUUUGACUACGAACAUGCGGGUGCAUUCCAUGCCGGUGACCCAGUUGCCCUCGCAGCCAACUUCGCUAAGAAUGUUGCUUUCAUCAGUGGAUAUGGCGUUAGCUACGAGACUAACAUCUUGAACAUUCAGCCACCCAACGGCCACUGUCGUGGCUCCCUCACGCCAGGUUUCCUGCUUCCCCCAGCUAAAGUCACACGUUAUAUCGAUGCCAACCCCGUUGAUAUCCAAACAGACAUCCCCGCGUUGGGUCAAUUCCGGAUAUAUUUCUUCGCGCAUGACGUACACGCCGCAAUGCCUUUCUUGGAAACUGUGUGCCAGCAGCAAUCCGGCAACUCGUCCUACGUCGGCCGCAUCACCGCUGCCGGCAACGCAUCAUAUACUGUCCAACCACCUCUCGCUGCGCCCCACGACCAGUUCGUCUUGCCUGAGCGAUAUACACCUAUUAGUGGUGUCUUCACAUAUUCUCUUGUGACAGACAUGGACCGCAACAAUAUCGAACUCAAGCAAUUGCCCACUGUUUUGCGCGAGUCGGCAUUCACUUUCUACCUUGACAAUAUCCCUGAGCAAGAUACCCGAAAACAAACUUGUAUGGACAAAUGGUUAGAUGGCCUUGAUAAGAGUGAGGUCGUCGUUUUAAAUGUACGUCCCGACGGAUAUGUUGGGACUUUACGCCGGUUUGCGGAUGGCACCCGAGAGAAUGGAAUGGCUGCUGUACAAUGGAUGGACGAUUAUUAUGAGCAAUUCAUGCGAGACAUGUAGAAGACCCUAUAUAGACCGCUACAGAUUCUGUUCUUUGCAUACCCAAUAACGGCGUUUAGUGCAGGCUCUGGCGAGGGGACAGAGCUACAUGGAUAAUUUAACAAUUUAAUACUUUUC